Messenger RNA from Acipenser ruthenus (sterlet), 2844 nucleotides. Its product is annotated as eyes absent homolog 1. Gene Ontology annotation, molecular function: protein tyrosine phosphatase activity. The transcript is spliced from 18 exons. Bases 446 to 2287 code for a protein of 613 amino acids. NCBI's taxonomy places the organism in Eukaryota, Metazoa, Chordata, Actinopteri, Acipenseriformes, Acipenseridae. The record is from RefSeq and is a predicted model, not a curated record. Gene Ontology annotation, biological process: multicellular organism development; positive regulation of DNA repair; cell differentiation. Gene Ontology annotation, cellular component: nucleus.
CUUGAGUUACUUCCAUUCAGCAAGUUCAUUUUCCAGCAGCUACCUUUUUCAGGCAUCUCUUCCUGCUUACCUUGGCUAAGCUGCUUUGCAUGUUGAUUGGGGGAGGGUUAAUCCAGUUUGCAGCUGUCGUAGGCCAAUGAUGAAUCACCUUCCCGGCAUUUGGCUGCUUUCCUCUGACAUGGGGAGGAGGGAAGACCUGAAGGAGGAAACAACAGUAGAAGGGUUUAACCUAGAGACAAUGUGCCUCUCUGUUGCUGGGUCUCCUCUUUUCCCAUUCUGCUAGAGUAUAAUAAUAUUUGUUUCUCAGACAAUGUCUAUUGUGUCAUGGAUGGACCUGGACAGCAACACCAUAAUAAAAUAACAAGGAGUUUUAUUGUUUCUGUUUGGCAGGCGAAAAAAACCUCAAAGUGAUUCAGAUGUUUCUGAUCCAUCAAGUUCCAGGUCUAUGGAAAUGCAGGAUCUAGCCAGCCCACACAGUCGAGUCAGUGGAAUCAGUGAAUCCCCUAAUGGUCCAACACUUGACAACUCACAUAUCAAUAAUAAUUCCAUGGCACCAAAUGGCACAGAAGGUGAUACCAUCACUAUGCUCACCCCUGCAGACUGGUUGUUAAGUUCUAGUACAGAGACCACUGCAGUUAAAACAGAGCCAAUGAGCAACAGUGACAUUGCCACAUCGACAGCGGACGGAUCUUUAGACAAUUUCUCAGGAUCAGCUAUUGGAAGCAGUGGCUUCAGCCCAAGACAAACUCACCAGUUCUCUCCACAGAUCUAUCCUUCCAAACCAUAUCCACAUAUUCUGCCUACCCCUUCAUCACAAACUAUGGCUGCAUAUGGGCAGACGCAGUACACUACAGGAAUGCAGCAAGCAGCCGCUUAUGCUACCUAUUCACAGCCUGGCCAGCCCUAUGGAAUUCCUGCUUACGGUACAUUAUGGGCAGGCAUCAAGACAGAAGGCGGACUGACCCAAGCACAGUCUCCAGGACAGACUGGAUUUCUGAGCUACGGUUCAAACUUUACGACCCCUCAGACAGGGCAGGCUCCUUAUAGCUACCAGAUGCAAGGUGGCAGUUUUACAACAACAUCAGGACUUUAUGCAGGAAGCAAUUCCCUCACAAAUUCUACAGGAUUUAAUAGUUCACAACAGGAUUAUCCUUCUUACCCAGCUUUUGGCCAAGGCCAGUAUGCACAGUAUUACAACAGCUCACCCUACACUUCCCCUUAUAUGACAAGCAACAACACCAGCCCGACGACACCCUCUACCACGGCAACAUACCAGCUUCAAGAACCCCCGUCUGGCAUCGCCAGUCAAGCUGUUACAGAUCCUACCACAGGGGAGUACAGUACAAUCCACAGUGCAUCAACUCCCAUUAAAGAUUCAGAUUCAGAUCGAUUGCGUCGAGCUUCAGAUGGAAAAUCACGUGGCCGAGGCAGGAGAAACAAUAACCCGUCACCACCCCCAGACUCUGACCUUGAGCGUGUUUUCAUUUGGGAUUUGGAUGAAACAAUCAUCGUUUUCCAUUCCUUGCUCACUGGCUCUUACGCUAACAGAUACGGCAGGGACCCUCCUUCAUCUGUGUCACUAGGACUUCGGAUGGAAGAAAUGAUCUUCAACUUAGCAGAUACACAUCUUUUCUUCAAUGACUUGGAAGAAUGUGAUCAGGUCCAUAUUGAUGACGUGUCUUCAGAUGACAAUGGCCAGGACUUAAGCACAUACAACUUUGGCACAGAUGGUUUCCAUGCAGCGGCAACCAGUGCAAACCUCUGCCUAGCAACUGGCGUACGAGGAGGAGUGGACUGGAUGAGAAAACUAGCCUUCCGGUAUAGACGAGUAAAAGAAAUAUAUUCCACCUACAAAAACAAUGUUGGUGGUCUGCUGGGUCCAGCUAAAAGGGAAGCCUGGUUACAAUUGCAAGCAGAGAUAGAGGCCUUGACAGAUUCCUGGUUAACACUGGCACUUAAAACACUCUCAUUAAUUCACUCAAGGUCGAACUGUGUGAAUAUUCUAGUCACAACGACACAGCUCAUACCUGCCCUGGCAAAAGUCUUGCUCUACGGACUGGGCAUAGUAUUUCCAAUCGAAAAUAUUUAUAGUGCAACAAAAAUAGGGAAAGAAAGUUGUUUCGAAAGAAUAAUCCAGAGGUUUGGGAGAAAAGUAGUAUACGUUGUGGUGGGAGAUGGAGUAGAAGAGGAGCAAGCAUCUAAAAAGCACAAUAUGCCCUUCUGGAGAAUUUCCAGCCACUCUGACCUUAUGGCCCUUCAUCACGCCUUGGAACUGGAGUACUUGUAGCAACCACACCACUGAGCCUCAUGCCACGCUGACCCACAGACUACACUGCAGAACACUGCAACGUGUCCAGAGUGUUGACAUAAUGCCGCAAUUUGUCUUAACCUUUCACCUUUCUCUGAAUUGAGGAGAAUGAAUUGAUGGGAUGGCAGGGGCUGACCCCAGUCCUGUAAAUUUGCUGACUUUAAAAAGCUAUCAAAAUGUUUUAACGACCCUCAUUGUACUUCGUUGCUACAAGGGUUCACACCUGUGAAGAAAUCAGAGCUAACGUUUAACACUGAGCCUACAAUCGCACAAAGUCUUUGCCAUGGCAAUUUCUCUUUUUUCAAUAAAAAGUACACUGAAGACUUAAUUGAACAAAGACAGUGGAAUACAUUUGCAUGUGGGGAAGGUUUUUGAUGAACACUCACGCCCAGGGUACUCUAUAAUUUCAUAUUUAUGAACUGAUGGCUUUGUGUCACAAUCUCCUUUGAAGGUACUCGAAUAUGGAGUUAUGCCUUUUGACAACACAACACACAUUUAAUUCCGUCGCAACAAUAAGUAGUUUAUAAAACUGAUUU